CUGAAAACCAAAGGCUAUCCAAGGUGUCAGCAUUCGAAGCAGACGUCUGUAGUAAAGGCUUAGAGACUCAACACCCCAAAGAUGGCACCUCUUCCACCUGCCUCAUUGGUGUCGGGCCAUGCCUCCAGAGCCCUGCAUUUUUGUUUGUCAUUGUUUCUGUUCUACACCUCAAAGAAAACGUUCUGCAGAUGUUGAGGGAAUGGAAAUGACCAAGGAUGGGUUAGAACCUAUGAAGAUGAGCACCUCAGGAAGACUGGCUCAUACUGGUGUAGAGUACCACCCAACGAAGGGGCAGACGUCGGGGGACCACACAAACCUGGUCUGUGUCAUGACUCAAAGGUGCCCCAUGGGCCAGUGGGCUGCUGGGAACAUGCAUACGCCUCCCCGCUGAGCACACCAGGCAGGGGCAUGGGCCCUGGCUGUCUUGGAGUUGGGGCCCCACUCUACGGAGCCCAGAUGCUCCUGCAGCCGCAGCUCUGCCUGUAGCAGGGUUCUCUGCUCUUGGUGAAUUUGAGAAACUGAAAGAAGGGGAACCCUGACAGGCAACCCCUGCUUCCCCCACCCUCCACACUCAAGACAGCCAGCCAGUUCCGUGGCACCUGGCUGCACUUGCUUCUUAAGUGACAGCUGAUCACCAACCUCACCCCAGGGAGCAGUAGCUCCCAGGAUAAUUAAUUUCCCUCAUAUUGUGCCACCAGCGGCUUUUAAUUUUGUAAAGUUGCCCAUAUUUGAAAGAGCUACACAUCCUCUCGGUUAUUAAAUGCCAACCACAUUUGUUUACAAAUAAAACCAAGUUAAUUAAAUACUGCAUCUACGUUAGCAAGCGAUAAGAGAGCAUGGCUUCUGCAGGCAGAUAGACCCCUGUGUUAGCCUCCAGUCACGGGCUACAGAGCAGGUCCUUGGAGACCACUGCACUCCGAGGGGGGACCGUGUCCAGCAUCUAGCCCAGACACACUGUUGGAAUUCACACAACACCUGGAAAAUACUGAAGCAUCCGGCACUUUCCAGCAGAGAGGCAGAAGGAAGGCUGUCCACUGUUGUAGUUCCUUCUGAGGACACAUUUGGCUGGUGUCAAGCAGAAGGGACCCGCUCUGGGGGUGCAGGGGUAGACUCACAGCGCCUCGUUCCCUCCCCGUCCACAGACAGAUGGGAUCUUGGUUUUGUCUACAUUGUACCCUCACAGUGUCUACGCAAACAGAUGUUCCCACAGAGAAUCACACGGCAAGAUUUAGGCGUCUGAUGCCGCAGCCGAGGUCAGGAUGCUACAUGGCUAGCCUGCAGGAAGGAGGAACUAGCAGCACCUUGUACCCUGCAUCCUUCCCCAGCCUGUUCGUGUGCGUGACCCUCUCUCUACACAUCCAUUCCAUAGAAUGAAGUGCUGUGACACUUCCUGAUCUCAAGCUUCUAGAUGAUGUCACAACAGGCAGGGUACUGGCUUUCUUCUGUCCACCCCUCCCCCAGCCUGGCUGUGAGCAAUAGACAGAGAGAGGUAGCCAGUUCCUGGUUCAACCAAAAACGUUGUUCCUACUUUGAAGGUACCAGAGGGCCAGUGCAGAGGACUCAGCUCUGGAAAUGAUGGACAGGUGUGGACGCUCUGGGUCCCCUGUGCUGACGCGUCUCGUCUUCCAGGCAUGGUUGAUUCCUGCGACCCUUUCAUCUGAUUCUGUGAGAUACUCCCCAGAGAUCAAGACGUCCCCACCACACAUCCUGAAGAAGUUUGCAGUGUGCGACAUCCCUCUCUACGAGAUCUGUGACUACAACAUCACCAGGGACCAGUGCAAAGAGCUCGGAUGCUGUUUCUACAGGGGCGUCUGCUACAAGAAAGCUGUUCCCAUUUAUGUUCACGUGUUCUCCGUCCUGAUCAUGCUCAUCGCGGGGUUCUUCGUCGUGGCCAUCGUGUUCAGGGUUAUACAGGAGGUUAAGAGAGAGACGGAGAUCUCUGUGGAGGCCGAGUCGUCAGCCAAGAUCAGUGAGGCGCCUGAGCAAACGACUACUCAAGACCCGUCGUCGCUCAAGCCUACCUCUACCGAUAGCACUAAAAGAACUACAAGCCAAGCAGAUGCCACAGUGACACUCUCGGACGCCGAGGAAACGGAAGAAUAAAGUGCCCAAGGAAGCAGUGCUGUGAGGACGUCAGCGAUGUGCCUCAGUGGACACCUUUGGUGUGUGUGCCGGAGUGACCACCUGCGAGAAAAAAAAAGUAAAUAAAGGUAUUUUGAACAUUG
Peromyscus leucopus (white-footed mouse) is the source of this 2225-nucleotide messenger RNA. It is a transcript of the gene Tex29, whose product is annotated as testis expressed 29. The record is from RefSeq and is a predicted model, not a curated record. The transcript is spliced from 7 exons. Lineage: Eukaryota; Metazoa; Chordata; Mammalia; Rodentia; Cricetidae. Bases 1573 to 2103 code for a protein of 176 amino acids.